Molecule: messenger RNA, 3401 nt
Organism: Nomia melanderi (Alkali bee)
Lineage: Eukaryota; Metazoa; Arthropoda; Insecta; Hymenoptera; Halictidae
Biological process (GO): regulation of gene expression
Cellular component (GO): chromatin; nucleoplasm
Molecular function (GO): RNA binding
Source: RefSeq, a predicted model, not a curated record
GAACGGGCGUGAUUGGUAGCACUGUUGGCUGCCCGAGGAGAAAGAGGUGCGGUGUUGCGUGACUGGCUGCGAGACGACCGAGAGAGCGUGUGUGUUUGUUGUGUUGUACAGAUUUUUAAUUCUUCUUUCUUCGGGAAAGAAUCAGACCGUACGCUUGGAAGAGAAAAUGUCGUCAUAUAUCCAGGUUGCCGAGGACGAGGGCGACGAGCCGAUAGAACUGCCGACGGAAGAUGAUACCACACUCUUAUUGACCACCGUGACCGCCCAGUUUCCCGGAACGUGCGGCCUGAAAUACCGCAAUCCGGAAUCACGGACGAUGCGCGGUAUCCGUCUCGUUGACGGACGUCUUCAUCCGCCUGAAAAUGGAUGGGGCAAAGCAGUUUACUUUUGUGUCUUUCCGAAAGAGAACAAACGUAAAUCUGAUGACAAUUUGGAAAAUUCCACAGCUAAGACUAAAAGAAUGGAAACAAAGUUGCGUUGCACAGACUUGAUCGUACUUGGUUUACCAUGGAAAACUACCGAGCAGAAUUUACGAGAGUAUUUUGAAACAUUUGGAGAAGUACUCAUGGCUCAGGUAAAGAAAGAUGCGAAAUCUGGACAGAGCAAGGGAUUUGGAUUUAUUAGAUUUGGAAGUUAUGAGUCCCAAUUGAGAUGUCUCGCUCAGCGACAUAUGAUAGACGGUAGAUGGUGCGACGUCAAGGUUCCCAACAGUAAGAAUAUUGAUGGCUUAAUGAUGGCUCGUCAGUAUGAUACGAGCAAGCACAAUGAAUGCUACCGGCCUAUACCGGUUCAUACGCCGAAUAGUCGACGGGUACCAGUGGCGAAACCGUAUAUCAACUUAAAUGCAUCCGAGCCGGCUAACCCGCCUAGGUAUGAUUCGGAGUACGAUUAUAAAACGACCCAUUACCCGUCGUACCCGGCCAACUAUCCGUACGACGAUAACAAUAAGUACAAGUACGAGGGGCAGAAUUACAACGCGUACGAGAAACCAAGUUACCCGUCGUACGAGGACCCCGGGUACGACACACGGAAUUACAUGGUGCAGCAGCAGCAGCAGCAGCAGCAGCAGCAGCAGCAACAACAACAGCAGCAGCAGCAGCAGCAGCAGCAACAACAGCAGCAGCAACAACAGCAGCAGCAGCAGCAACAGCAGCAGCCGCAACAACAGCAGCCGCAGCACGCUGCAGCUGGCGCGCCUGCGAAUCCGCCCCCUAGUUACCCCACCGACGCUGAAUACCCAAGAUACCCGAAUUACGAGGGACGCGCCGCCGUCUAUCCAGUCAUGGAGAACCCAGACUACACGGAGAAGACUAGGUACAAUUACGGUUACGACCGUAACUAUUACGAAGGGGAUGGCCGGUACGCGUCCGCAGACUGCCGGUACCCGUUGGACCUCCGGUACGCAGACACAAGGCACGGGGAUAAUCGAAUACCGAAUGACGGUAGAGAGGCUGAUUGUAGAUACCCUGUGGACAACCGCGAAGCGGAGAGAAGAUACGCGGUCGUCGAUGGUAGAGAACCGGACGGUAGAUACGCGGUUGAUAAUAGAGAAGUGGAAGCCAGGUACCCACCGGACGGCAAGGAAGUGGAGGCCAGGUUCGUGGACACAGCAAGAUACCCAGCUAAGGAGAACUACUACGAUCGUUAUUACAAGCACCGUCCGUCGAGGGAUCAUCACGUCUCGGACACGUCAAGAUACUGAUGAGUCUUGUUACUAUCCGUAAAUAAACGAGUCACGACGCGAUGGGAAUAGACGUCGGCUAUUAUCGCGCGCCGGUGAUUCGGGGAUCAGACUUUGGUCGAACCGGUCUCGGGAGCGUGCGGCAAUUCUCUAUGUACCGGCGUGUCGAGCGGAGGUAGAUUUUACCGAGGACGCUUCGGUGGCGCGUGUCGAGGCACCGAUGACGAUUAUUUCCAAGUUGACACGUUAAGCGCCGUUGUCUGUCAACGAUGACCGACGACUCUGAAUGACUUGAAAGCAACGCUAACACGCUAGAUAAUUUAUGCAAGACGAAUAUUGUCCGAUAUAGGUGUAACUUGAUAAAUAUUGUAACGCGAGGAGAUUGUAACUCGUGGGAAACGAUGAAUAACUGUUUCUGCUUCUUCUUCUUCUUCUUCUCUCUGGUACCGUGUGAAAUUGCUCGUGAUUCAACUCGUGGUUUAUUUAGGAAAGGAAUGCGGAGAUUUGGAGCAUAGUCGAGCGUUGGCUCGUCGCGGGUGUCUUGUUUGCACGCUGGUUCGUAGAAAUUGUAUCGCGCUCUCUUGGACCGAGAACGGGAUAGCCCUUGACAAUUGACAUUGAUGGAAUCGUGUUUGUCUCUUCUCGAGAUCGUUUCCUCUUUUUUUUCGUCGGAUCGAGACGGGGUAGAAAGUGUAUUCCCAUUGACUCGUGAUUUUUGUUAAUAAAAAUCAUAGCAUACAUAUAUGCCAAUAUAAAAAGAGAAAAAAAAAGAAAGCAAGUAACGUAAUGUCUGAUAUUAGAAAUAGCCUCGAAUAACUGUCUACAUCUUUCAUCAAUUACAUGUGCUUAUAUCCAAUACUAAGAUAAUGUAAUAUAAUAUAUAGCAUGAGAUUUUACAUCGAAUAUAAAAAGAGAACACGGACACUGUAUAGACUUUUGUGCAUGGAUUUCAAGAGGCCAUAGUGCUUAAGUGUUGUUUUAUAUAUAUGUAUGUAUGUAUAUACAUAUGUAUAUGUAUACACGCAUGUACAUAUACGGGGUCGCAGAUUCUCGCAUAUAUACCUGCGUGUGUUGGUGUGUGUGUGUGUGUACAUAUAUACAAUGUGUAUAUUCCACUGGAAUCAACUUGUAAAUUUGACCAGCCGAGAAACCAUUAUUUUUCCGAGAUCGAAUAACUUAGACCAUUUGCGUAUCCAAGAAUUUUCUAUAAAACUUGACAUUAGUGCAGCUUACAGUUUCACAAAUAUUCCCUCGUUGAAAGAAACCUAAAACAAAAACAAAAAGAACAGAAAGAAAACAAUAGAAUUUUCUCGAGCCAUCGACUGAACGAUGAUGAGUCGCGUUAACGAUGUACCCGUUGACCAGGGGAUUUUUCAACUGCAGACAUGUACCGGGUGACGAGUAGAAAAUUGUUCGAACCGACUCGUUUCGUAACACAGACAGACAGACCAAUAUAAUUUCCACCGCGGAUCAUUACGACACUUCUCAUUGAACGAUACGUCUCGCGCGGGAGACGAGGAAGAACUAAAAAUAAAUAAAAUACACGCAGUUGAAAGUCCCGAUCGGGGUUCCCCUGGUCAACCGGUCGACCGAGAAGACCGGCAUCCUUUUUCCUAACGAAUCGGACCGGUGGCAAGCCGCGACGCGUACACACCUCAUGCAGUACAGAGAAAGCAUGCACUAUACGCAAGUUUUACCAGACGAAAAGCCAACAGAGAAA